GCUUAUCAUGUCUCAUAUUUUGUGGUAAUUAAUCAGUAGGUAUAGGAAACACUAUUCCAAUUGAAGGCAAAGACGACAAGUAAUCAUGCUUCAUAAUAAGGUUUCCUUUGCACUUCCUCAAUUUUCAUAUUCUAACCUGGAUUUAGUGUUGCUUUUGAACCAGGAUGUUACGUCAUCUGCUUUAAAAUGGAUGCACUUUAUGUUGUUUGUGUAUAAUCACAGAAGGAUAUAACUAGUUUGACACAAGUUCUUUGAGUCAAAGAUGUCCGACUGGAUUCCUCUGGUUGCACAAGUUAAGUCGAUCGUCCAGAUAUCUGCUGGCGAUGAAGAAGGUGCAAAGCAAACCCAGGAAACAUUUGCAAAACGAUGUCCUAUUGUUUCCCAAACCGUAUCUGUACACCAAGCGUUCAACGGGAACAUGGAAGGUGCAAAGGAAACACAGAUGGAGUUUCUCAGCAUGAUAAAUGACACAGUAAAUAGUAUUCCAAUAGUAGGUCAUGCAAAAGGUGUGGUGCACUAUAUAGCCGGUGACAAAAUGGGUGGCGAUGAAGCUAUGAAGUCCGCCUCACAUACGACUGGUACUAUAGAUCGUGGUAUUGCUGGAUUUGGAUUAUUAGGACCUAUUGGUGCAAUUGCAGGAGGGAUAACAGGAGGGGUAAUAAUGGAUGCAACAAUUACAACAGCGGACACAUUAAUCCAUGACGAGGAUAAACCAUACGGAUACUUGAAUCAAAUAAAACAAAUAAAAGAAAAGCCCGAGGAUGCGGGUCAGUGGGUUGAUAUGGCUACUUCUCUAGCUUUUGAUGGUCUUGCCGGACAUACUGCAGGAGUGGCUUACAAUCAGCAAACGGCCAAGGCAAAAAAGAACAGAAAUAAAGGCAAAAGCCAAAAAAAAUCAGAAACCAUCAACGAAAAAACCAAAAGUGAAAUCUGAAAAUAAUAACCGAAAUGCUGAUUAUAAAAUACAAAAACCAUCAGACUCCAAAAACAAGAAGUCAAAAUCACAGAGUAUCGAAUCCCAUGCUAAAUCUGGGAAACACCCUGUUAUGUUAUCAGAAACAAAAAAUUACCAAGAAACCAAUACGCAUCAGCCAGCGUUUUAAGUCACAUUAGCUAUUGCAGAUUUUACUGAAUCUACUAAUGAUGCAGCUGCAACCAUGGGUAAAGUAAUCGUAGCUUCUAAAGGGAUACUGGACAACAGCUCGGCAGGUGAAUUCCUGGUAAAUACUUUACAGGGGAGUAGUUCUGCGAGGUUGCGACAUAAAACUACUGAAAGUAAAGAUAAAGAAGUAUCGGAACGACCUCAAUUAUUUCAUAUUCCUAAAGAAGUGAAAGUGAUAAAAAUAUCUCAGUUAUUGAGGGGAGAUCAUAUAAAAUAUAAAAGACUCUUUGGCUACUCCCAUCAUGCAAUAGUUACCAACGUUUUCCCAGAAAGUAAUGAAUAUGAGAUCGUUCAUUUUCAACCGCCAGCAUCUGGAAAUAAAAUGAAAGAUUCACCACUCAUCAGACAGGAAAUGAAACAAUUAGAUGAAGCGUUUUAUGUCUUAGAGUAUAACGAAAAGGACCGUUAUCUUCACGAGGCCACAGCCACCAUGGCAGAAGUUAUCAUCGGGUACACAGAAGAGGAUAGGAUAGCUAUAUACAGUGUGUUCAGCAACAAUUGUGAACACUUAGCCACAUAUUGUGUUACUGGUCAAGCAUACAGCACACAAGUUGAGAAUGGCAAGGAACUUGUGAAAGCAUUGGUCAAGACCGGAAUGAUUGCGGCGUCGAAGAGUGUAAAGCGCCAAAGAGAAAAUAUUGAAGCAGGUUAAAAAAAAAGACAAGUUCGUUUAUGUGUGUAAAUAUGAAUUACUGUCAAUGUGCAAAACAAGUUUGUGAUAAUUUUAGUAAAUAUAUAAAACAUAUAGACAAGCAACGACUGGAAUAUUACUUAAUACGAUAUAUCAAUUUACACGAAAGUAAUUAGUCUUUAAUAUAAGUUUAAACGAUAAAAGUGUCAUUUUUGUAAAUUUCUGUCUGUAAAAAUCUCUUUCAUUGUAUUUUAAUUAUAACAUUUUGGUAAAUAAAGUAUCUUUUUAGCUA
Messenger RNA from Mytilus californianus (California mussel), 2085 nucleotides. RefSeq lists its product as uncharacterized. The transcript is spliced from 6 exons. The record is from RefSeq and is a predicted model, not a curated record. Bases 1158 to 1814 code for a protein of 218 amino acids. Lineage: Eukaryota; Metazoa; Mollusca; Bivalvia; Mytilida; Mytilidae.